AUGGAUUUGCUGUCUGAUUCGAUCCCAACUCAGACUGAAAAGCUUGAGUUGUCGCAGAGACUGACUCAGGACUCAUCCAGUUCUCUUGAUGCGACUCGGAUUUCUACUCCACUGACAGUCGAUGUUCAAACUCUUAUUGCUCGCAUCAUGCAUGCAUCUAUCAACAACUAUUGCAUGAAACGAGAGCUGCAAGAUGCUACUGCUACUUCAAAUAACACUGAUCGUUCUACUUUGGAUACAGACUCACAUCCCAGCAAUCCAAGUAUCGUUUCUCUGCAUAUGUGGAAAUCUUCUUUGCUCUCAGACAUAGACUUGUAUAUGAAACCAUCUAUUACAAAGCCACCAAUGCAUGAUGAACAGGAUAUAUCCAUCUUGUUUGCUCAGUUGCUUCCAUGUACAAUUGCAUACAUGGACUCUCUCAAGAAUCUUGAGUCAUCUUUGGUAAAAUCUUCAGAACUCUCAGCACCAAACGAUGCUUCGACAACUACUGACGACCCUGUGCAGCUGAUCCCUACAUUGAUUGCACAGUUUAUGCUUGCUACAUUCGUACCCAACACUGACCCAACUUUGAAGUCUUUAUCAGAUAAACAGCUGUGUUACGAUGCUCGUUUAAGAGCAAUUCUUCGCCAGCUUUCUUAUAGAAUGAUCGAGUCUUUGGCACUCACUCCGAUCAAAUCUACCGAAAUAUCAAAAUUGGCUGCUCUAUAUAUGAGCGAUGCUGAAAGGCAGGUUUCAUUAAUACUUUGUGCUAAAACAUUCCACCCGUCAAAUCAACAAACGGAUGAAACCUCGGAUGCUGCCAUGAGAAAUGCUAGUGCGAAGCGAAUUGCAAAGUUUAAAAAAUGGGCUGGGAUCGGUGCUGCCACUGUUGCCGGCGGUAUACUGGUUGGUGUGACUGGAGGUCUUGCUGCACCAUUGAUCGGUGCUGGACUUGGAACAAUAUUUACAGGAGUUGGUUUGGCUGGAGCUUCUGCCACUGUUGCUGGAAUGGGAACCAUUGCUGGCGCUGCUAUUGUUGGAUCUCUAUUUGGAGUUACUGGCGGUGGUCUUGCAGCAUACAAACUCAACAAUAGACUCAAGGAUAUACAAGAGUUUUACUUUACACAAAUCAGUGACGAAGAUUUCUCGGGUGCAGUUCCACUUUCAUACGUGAUCGCUAUUGCAGGAUGGAUUAAUACUCCCGAAGACGCGAUUGAACCUUGGCACGAUCUAACCAUCAUCUCUCCCUUUUCUCCCAUCAAUGCAUUGACAUUUGAAACUCACCAUUUGAUAUCACUCACCAAUUCUGCCAAAAACUUUCUUGCACAGACUGCAGUUGUUACAACUGCUACGCAGGCAAUGCAGUUUACGAUUUUGGGUGGCUUGGUAGGUGCAGUGGUUUGGCCAGUUGGUCUACUUCAGUGUGCAUGGGUGGUAGAUAACCCAUGGAGCAUGGCAUUGGUAAAAAGUGAGCAGGCUGGAAGACUGCUUGCACAAGAUAUUCUUGGAUCCUACAUGGCUGGAAAACGCAGUGUUAAUCUUGUUGGGUUUGGUGUGGGUGCACGUGUAAUUAUUUAUUGUCUUUUGGAACUCGUCGAGAUGGCCAAACACAGCGACACUAUCACCGGAAAGGGAGAUUUAUUUGGAAUUGUCGAUAGUGUGUAUAUUGCUGGAACAGCCGUGGCAAUGCCAGUAGCUUCAUGGGAGAGUAUUCGAUGCAUGGUUGCCGGCAGAUUUGUUAAUGCAUAUAGUUCCAAUGACUGGUUCCUUGGCUUUUUAAACCGUAUGUCCAUUAAUGCGGUUGCUGGUAUUGGUCCUAUUUCAUCAGAUAUGUUUGAAAACGUAGAUGUCUCGGACAUCAUUGAUGCACACAAGACAUAUAAUACCGCCAUGUAUCGAGUUCUUGAAAAAAUGAAAUUUGAGCAGCAUGUAUCUGCCUAG
Messenger RNA from Batrachochytrium dendrobatidis JAM81, 1920 nucleotides. RefSeq lists its product as uncharacterized. The transcript is spliced from 2 exons. The record is from RefSeq and is a predicted model, not a curated record. Bases 1 to 1920 code for a protein of 639 amino acids. Lineage: Eukaryota; Fungi; Chytridiomycota; Chytridiomycetes; Rhizophydiales.